Messenger RNA from Temnothorax curvispinosus, 760 nucleotides. RefSeq lists its product as uncharacterized. The transcript has 4 exons. The annotation marks the transcript as partial. Lineage: Eukaryota; Metazoa; Arthropoda; Insecta; Hymenoptera; Formicidae. The record is from RefSeq and is a predicted model, not a curated record.
CCGGUGAAGAACGUGCAACGGAAGUUAUCUCAAACCAAAGAAUCUCUGCGACAUCGUAUCGAGAGCGAGCAUCCGAUUCUGUCGUGGAUACAGCCGUGGAUGCGCGAUCGCAUGCACGAGGCCGAGGAGAAUUUCAUCGAGGAGUGCGAAUAUGGCGCGCAUGAAGAAGCUCUCGCGCUCUGCAGCCAUCAGAAUUUCACAAUCUCUGCGACAUCCUAUCGAGAGCGAGCAUCCGAUUCUGUCGCGGAUACAGCCGUGGAUGAGCGAUCGCAGCGCAAGGCCGAGGAGAAUUUCAUUGAGGAGUGCGAAUGGAGUGCGCAUAAAGAAGCUCUCGCGCUCUGCAGCCAUCAGAAUCUCACGCAGACUGUGUAUUUCCUCAAUCGUGAUUUAACUUUCAUGAAAGAGAGAGAGCCUGUUCUCCUGAAAGAACUGCGGAAAGUGAAAACUCCGACGAGGACUUUUCAAUGGCCGACGCAAAUCUGGCUACCGAAGAACUGGAUAAUAAGACGUAAUUUUCAAGGCCAAUUCGAAAUCAUUCCAACCGUACUGAGCAAUACUCCGACUUCUAUCACGACGCCUCGCGCUGAUCCUGGCCAGCCUGUUUUUUUGGUUGAAAGAGAGAUUGUACACACAACUACGACAAGGUGGCCGAUGUGGCUGAAUAAAUUACAUCGUCAGAACGUGGUGUUGGACUUGGAAUGCGAUGUUCCUGUUGGGUAUAGCUGUCCCGUGGUGUAGUCCAGUGUCUUUCCGCGCUCUA